AGCACCUGAAAUCAACUAUUACAGCAAUUGCGCGCGACGAGCGCGACGAGGCUGUUGCGCUGCUUCAGGAAGGGCGCGUUGCAGUCCUUGCUUUCCACAAUCGAGCUGGCAAACUCCUCGUAAACUCGGCCUCAUCCUUUAAAGCCUCCGGCGUGUCACCCCUAUUGACCAUGGACGCGUCGUCGCGAAAAGCUGCGCACCCGGCCCCGGCGCCCGCGAACGCACCGUCUCGCGAAGCGGCGGCGCCGGCGUCGCCGCGCACGACCUCCGCGGCGCCGGCGCCGGCGGCGCCGGCGGCCGCGGCCGCGGCGCCGGCGCCGACGACCAGCCUUCGGGUCGGCGCACGUUUCCCAGCGUCCUCAAUGCGCACUCGCCCGGCAUGAAACCGCCGCGAAACUCCAGGCUAUUCGUGUGUCGCGCCUACACGGGGCGGGCCGCGCCAUCGGUUCCUGGAAACGAUAAACCGACAGGACUCGAUCACGCAGGCCUGGACGCCGGAGGAGCUCGCCUACGCCGCGCGCGUCUCGGACUGUGUGGAAACAACCAGUGCGUCGGGUGCACCCGACAAUUCUUCACUAAGUCAUUUCUCGGCGAUGACGCGGCCGUCCUGGCUCGGUCCGGCGGUGAGGAACCGGCAUCGCCACGCCAUCGAGCAGGCGUCGCGUCGAUGGCGUGGAGGACGACGCGGCGAUUCAGGACGAACGCACUGUAAAAUUUUGAUUCCCACGCAGGUCUCGGACUUGUACGGGCGGGGCGUCCUCCCGAACUGCCCGGUGCCAACGCAGUGUAUCAAUUUCUGAACGUUUCCGACCUUGAACUAACACAUGCCACGCAGGAGGGCAUCACGCUCCGCGUUUUAUUAUCGCGGCUCCUGAACUGCCAGCCGAUGCGUGUCAGCAAGAAGUACAGCGGUGAGGCCUGGGCCACGCACGGCAAGCGGCCCUACACGCCGGCGCGCUACGAGGCCGUGCCGUCGCAACCGGACGCGGCGGAGCUCGGGCGCCUCGAGGGCGCCUUCCACCGCUCGCUGCGGCCGGGCGCGCAGCUGACGACGAGUCUGCUGGGGACGUCGGGCCUCCCGACGCCCGUGGGCGCCUGUGUGGAAAUCAACCAGUGAGUUAGGUCAUCGAGCAGACACAGCUACGGAGACACCAUCGCGUCGAGGGCGUGCGGCGCCUGAAAUUUGAUUUCCACACAGGUGGGCGCGCGUCAGUGGCUGCACAGCGACACGAGC
Molecule: messenger RNA, 1234 nt
Organism: Pelagomonas calceolata
Lineage: Eukaryota; Pelagophyceae; Pelagomonadales; Pelagomonadaceae
Source: the annotation of a GenBank genome assembly